This is a messenger RNA of Folsomia candida, 2272 nucleotides long. Its product is annotated as phosphatidylserine lipase ABHD16A. Lineage: Eukaryota; Metazoa; Arthropoda; Collembola; Entomobryomorpha; Isotomidae. Gene Ontology annotation, cellular component: endomembrane system. Gene Ontology annotation, biological process: monoacylglycerol catabolic process; phosphatidylserine catabolic process. Bases 175 to 1707 code for a protein of 510 amino acids. Gene Ontology annotation, molecular function: monoacylglycerol lipase activity; glycerophospholipase activity. The transcript has 10 exons. The record is from RefSeq and is a predicted model, not a curated record.
UAAUUUUGCAAUUCAUAAUUUCUCUUCCUCAAUAAAAUCUUUAAUUGGAUUGGAUACGUAUUGGAUAUUUAAAACAAGAUUAAAUUAUAAGAAGCUUAAUCUCGUCAAAUCCAAAUAAUCCAAUCCCCCGUCGUCCGUCGUGGUCGUACGUAACUAAUUAACACCUUAUCAAUCAUGGCCACCAUGAUCGCCUGCAUAUUUGCGCCUCGUCUCUACCGCAUGUAUUUACGAUCAAGUCUUGACGGCAGUAGUCAAAUCUACUCGACGAAUUUGGCUGAACAGUGUGGCGACUUUGCGAUCAGCUAUCUAUUUCCAGCAGGCAUGGUUUAUUCCGUGUGGCACCGCAAACUUCAGUACAUCCUCUACUUAUCACUCUUUCUCGCGUCGUCAUACGCCAUCCGGGCUACGGGACGAUACUUCAACCCGACGUUCUUAACGUUUCUUCAGGUAUUUCGGAGAGCAAGGACAGAGCCAAACACAGAGAACAUGGAAGCCCUGCGACGAUACGAUUUCGAGUUCAAGGGCUGGCCUGUUGGUUUCACCUCCACAAAAUUAUCCCGACUCGCCCGACAAGACUUGGUCGCCUCAGAACGUGGAAAUGCCGUCAAGAAGUACACACCUUGCUGGUUGCUCGGUUGGGUGGUGGCGCACACGUUUGGAAUCCGACUCAUCUAUCCGGGACUGUUGGUGGGGCCGAUGCUACGCACUUAUCUUGAGGACGCCCGGGGAAAACUCGUCCUCUUGCAGAAAGGUGUGCGCACCAAAAUCGUGUCCUCUGACGGCUAUUAUCUGGACGCAAUGUUUUUUGACAGGCGAAGGAUUCCGGCGGAAAGAACGAAUUUUGUCUCGAUCAUGAAGGAGGCAAACACGACGAUUGGAAAGACGUUAGUCAUCUGCUGUGAAGGAAACGCCGGCUUCUACGAGAUUGGAAUGGCAGGGACCCCAAUUGCCGAAGGGUAUUCUGUUUUAGGGUGGAAUCACCCUGGAUUUGGGGGGUCAUCGGGAACCCCUUACCCACUCUACGAACUAAACGCUGCUGAAGCAGUGUUCGAGUAUGCCACCAAAGAAUUGGGGUUCAGGGAAGAGGACAUUGUACUCUACGGCUGGAGCAUCGGCGGCUUUCCGGCCACCUAUCUUGCCGCCCAACAUCCCAAUGUGAAGGGCCUGGUGCUCGAUGCCACUUUUGACGAUCUCCUGCCCCUCGCACUUCCUCGAAUGCCUGCAUUUCUCUCAACUGUGGUUCGUGCCACGAUCCGGUACCAUGUCGAUCUCCGGGUCAGCAAGGAGAUGAGAUCGUACGCCGGUCCGGUCCGGCUUAUACGACGAACGGAGGACGAGAUCAUUGCCGAUCCCCCCUCAUCCCUCCCCGCCAACCGGGGGAAUUAUCUCCUGAUGGACAUCCUCCGCCAGAGGUACCCCUUCCUCCUGGACAAUGAAGAGUCAGAGCGAGCCCUUCGCGGGUGGUUGAACCAGCCACAUGUCAAGGACGUCUCCACCCGUGCGGCUCUGGAACGUAGCGAAGUUUCCAUUCCAGAAAAGACAGAGAAUUUGAGUAGUCUAGAGAAAGCCACGCUAAUUUUGCAAAUUGCCGAGAAGAUCUUGACCGAUUUCAAAUCUACCCACUGCACUCCUCUUCCGGGAGACCUUUUCAUCCUCCCGUGGUCCGGAGAGUCCCGCCCGAGAGGCUCGUCGUCGUCGACUAAAUAGAAUUAAUUGCGUACAAUUAGCGAAUUUUUGCCCAGCCCAACCAAUUAUUGAUAUUUUUACUACUAAAUCCUAUCUGUGAAAACUCUUCGUAAGUUUAUUCGCAGUGCGAAAAUUAUAGAAUUAAUUAGGAAAUUGAUCGAGAAAAUGUUUAAUCUUAAUCCAUGUACUGUUUAAAGGACAUUUUCGUGUAGGUACUCUUUCGAUGAGCCAAAUGUGCACAUAUGUAUGAGAAGUAAGUUUAUUUAAUUUAUAUGUGUUCCUAAUCCAUGCAAAAUCCAAAGUCAGUCACAAACUUGAAAAAAGUUAUGAUAAACUAAUUUACUGAGCCGUUUAAUUAAGUCAUAGUUAAUUUGUGUAUUUGUGAGUCGUGAUUAAUUCCUACAUAAUUAUAAUUAUUACCAAUUAUUGAUUACACUAAUUAAUCGACCCCAUAAUUUUAACGAGUAUAACAAAAAGUAGGGAAUAAGUACGUAAUUAAUUUCAUGUAAAAAAAAGUGCACCGUUUUGUCUCUCGAAGAAUUAAACAAUUUUAACUUUAGGAAUAAUAAAUUCUAUCUUUAUUGCG